GGAAUUUUGUGAGAAACAACGAGAAAAGAAAAAGGUGGGUUUUUUAUUGGGCCGGGUUUGGUGGCAAAGAGAGAGAAAGACAAGAAGCUUCUACCUCUUCUCGUCCUUCGAGACGGUGCUUGCGCUCCUUGCUCUUCAGGGUGAUCUAGGUUUGAAUCUUAAGAUUUCUGAUUUAUUUCUUGAGACAUGGAGGGUGUUUGUUUCUGGUCAAGUUGCUACCAGUAUCAUUUGUUUUCAUUCCAAGAAAUGCUUGACUGGCGAUUCUUCAUCCUUGGAGAUUUUCUUCUGGUUUCCUUUGUUAAUUGCACUUAGUUUCCUGUUAUCCUACGUAAUGCUUGUUUCUUCUGAGACAGGUCCUGCAUCUUUAGUGAACUUGUACAAUGCAUUGCUGACCUAACAUCCAGUUAAAACAUCUGAAAAGUCCACCUUUGGGGGGUGAACUAUAUAAAUUGGUCUGUAUUUUGGAUGCUGCUUGCAUCUCGAGUAUUGGAUAUGCAAUUGCAUUGAAACAAUGCAGACUGUAGUUAUUAAUGAUGUCUUAUUGUUGCUCCUGAUGGUUAUUUGCGGCGACAAAACAUCAUUUACCUGGAAGUUCCAAACAACACCUAUGAACAAUAGAUGAAGUAGCUAUUAUCGAAGUCCUUACAAGUCUCGGGAUUUUAGCUAGAGAUUAAUUCUGUUGCUUUCAUCUAUCAUUUUGGUUGGACUUGAGAAGUGGCAGUACAAUCUCCAGUACUUGUUCAUUUCUGCCACAUGCGUCCUGCUAGCAUUACAAAGCUAUGGAUCUAUUAAUCAAUAAGGCUAUGCAGCCCUUCCAUCAGAAAGUUUCUGCUUUUGUGCCAGUUUUUGCCAUGACAGAGAUUUGAUGGUGGAUUUUGCUGGACCAGCUGAUAUCUGUUAAUAUUUUAUACUUCUUUCUAAGCAUUGUCUGCUAGAGAUAUAUGCCAUCUAUCUUUUGUGUGUUUGCUUAUACUUUUUGAAUAAAGGAGCUUAUUUGGGUUCUGCUGAAACAAUGGAGAGGUACAAGUUAAUUACGGAAGUUGGUGAUGGAACAUUUGGGAGUGUCUGGAGUGCCAUUAAUAAGCAAAGUGGUGAAGUUGUUGCGAUCAAGAAAAUGAAGAAGAAAUAUCACUCUUGGGAGGAGUGUGUAAACCUGAGAGAAGUUAAGUCUCUACGAAAAAUGAAUCACCCGAAUAUCGUGAAGCUGAAGGAAGUUAUUCGAGAAAGUGACAUCCUGUUCUUUGUUUUCGAGUACUUGGAAUGUAACCUCUAUCAUCUUAUGGAAAACAGGAAAAAGCUUUUUUCUGAAGAUGAAGUUAGAAAUUGGUGUUUUCAAGUUUUCCAAGGUCUUGCUUACAUGCACCAGCGUGGAUACUUUCAUCGUGAUCUGAAGCCUGAAAACUUGCUGGUCACCAGGGAUAUCAUCAAAAUUGCUGAUUUUGGCCUAGCUCGAGAGAUUAGUUCACAACCACCCUACACUGAGUAUGUCUCCACUCGGUGGUAUCGUGCUCCUGAAGUCCUGCUUCAUUCUAAUCUGUAUAGCUCCAAAGUUGACAUGUGGGCAAUGGGUGCUAUUAUAUUUGAGUUGUUCACUCUCCGUCCUCUAUUUCCGGGUACCAGUGAAGCAGAUGAGAUCUACAAAAUAUGCAGUGUGAUAGGUAGUCCAACCACUGAAUCUUGGGCAGAUGGACUCGAACUUGCCAGGGAUAUCAAUUAUCAGUUUCCACAGCUUGCUAGUGUACAUCUCUCUGCACUGAUCCCAUCCAGAAGUGAUGAUGCAAUCAGCCUUAUCACAUCACUUUGUUCAUGGGAUCCCUGCAAGAGACCAACAGCGGCAGAGGCCCUUCAACAUCCUUUCUUCCAGAGUUGCUUUAACAUCCCUCCGGUCAUUCGCACUAGAGCAGUAGCCAGAACUCCCCCAUCUGCUGGAACCAGGGGAGCAGUCGAUUGGCAAGGAGUCAAGAGAUAUUCUGGUGCUUUGCCUAAUUCAAAGCUCACCAAUAAUUUUUCUUCCCCGAUAUUACAUACUCCUUUAGCGUCAGCUGUGCAACGGAAACUGGAUAUGGCAAAUGAGAAUGAAAUUAAGAACAAGAAGUCCUCGAAGACUACUGAACAAACAAAAUAUCAACCACUAGGAAAAGACAGCCCAACUUCUGUAAACAAGGGGAGGACUGCACGUGGGGUUUCAGCAACCGCUGAAAAGUUGGCCAAUAUAUCUAUUGGUUCUCAAAGACAGUCCUUGGGGCAAAGCCGCCCGCCUCCAAUGAUGGCUGGAGUCAAUUGGAUUUCUGAGUCUGGAAACUUCUCUCUCAGGCCCGUACAACAGAUUCCAACUGGAAGAACUUUCACUAGAAAAGUUGCCGGAUGAGAUGUGAAGUGUUUGCUGACUUUGUAGAUUCUUUGUUGAUCACUAUUUUGAAUGUUCUAGUACAAAUCUUCCAUGGGGAUAUGUGGGUUUGCACCUAUCCUAAUGACUUUGGUGAUGUCUUAACUUGCAAACUUGUCCUGCCAUUGUUACUAUCAGGUGUUUGAUAUAUUUGUGUUGUGUGGGCGUACCGUGAGUUUAAUUCUGUAUGGCUUCGCAGUUGUGCUGAUGCUUUUUAAUCUUUUAUAUU
Gastrolobium bilobum is the source of this 2615-nucleotide messenger RNA. RefSeq names its product cyclin-dependent kinase F-4-like. NCBI's taxonomy places the organism in Eukaryota, Viridiplantae, Streptophyta, Magnoliopsida, Fabales, Fabaceae. The transcript is spliced from 19 exons. The record is from RefSeq and is a predicted model, not a curated record. Gene Ontology annotation, cellular component: cytoplasm; nucleus. Gene Ontology annotation, molecular function: ATP binding; protein serine/threonine kinase activity. Gene Ontology annotation, biological process: intracellular signal transduction; protein phosphorylation. The coding region runs from base 1013 to 2368 and encodes 451 amino acids.